This is a messenger RNA of Dromiciops gliroides (monito del monte), 1745 nucleotides long. RefSeq names its product immunoglobulin gamma-1 heavy chain-like. The transcript is spliced from 7 exons. Gene Ontology annotation, cellular component: external side of plasma membrane; blood microparticle; immunoglobulin complex, circulating. The record is from RefSeq and is a predicted model, not a curated record. Gene Ontology annotation, molecular function: immunoglobulin receptor binding; antigen binding. NCBI's taxonomy places the organism in Eukaryota, Metazoa, Chordata, Mammalia, Microbiotheria, Microbiotheriidae. Gene Ontology annotation, biological process: positive regulation of B cell activation; innate immune response; B cell receptor signaling pathway. Bases 1 to 1239 code for a protein of 412 amino acids.
AUGUUUACUAGGUCCCCCAAUACUCUCACCAGGGCCUGUCUUCUGGAAUUACUCCUUUCCAUUCUACCAGGAUUCUGGGCCCAGGUACGGCUGGUGGAAACAGGUGGCAGACUGAUCCAUGAGGGCCAGUCUGUGACCCUGACCUGUACGGCAUCAGGACUCUAUUUUAAGGACUUUGCCAUGUCCUGGCAUCGGAGUUCUGUCACUGGAGGCUCAAAGGAGUUUGUGGCUAGUAUCACUGCCGGGGUAGGCAGCACCAAGGACUACAGGGAGGACAUGAAGGGUAGGAUUCUCAUUUUCAGGAAAAAUAAGGACAACACAGUCUCAUUGACCCUGCGCCAGGUACAGAAGGAGGACUCUGGCAUUUACUACUGUGCCAGCCUCACUGUUGAGCUAGCUCAAUGGGAAAAUUUUGGUCCUGGAACAGAAGUGACUGUGCUCUCACGAGAUGAGACACAGCUGAAAGAGUCAGGGGGAGGCCUGCAUCUGGCUGGAAGGACCCUGAGCCUCAAGUGCCAAGUGUCUGGCUUUCAGUUGAAUACAAGCAGACUAGGCUGGUCCCUUUGGGCCCCUGGACAUGCCCCAUUGUGGUUGAUCAGCCUUGACAACCCACUUUCAGAAACUAGAGAGGGCCACAUCAUCUCCUCUAGGGAGGACACCAGCAGCCAGAUUGUUCUCCAGAUUAAGAACCUCAGCCUUGGAGACUCUGGCAAAUAUCAUUGUGCGAGGAAGGUGGGUGAUGGAGUUGACACAGACAAGCUGGUCUUUGGUCCUGGGACAGAUGUGACAGUAGAACCAGGACCUCGGGCCCCUUUGUCACCCAGCGUGUUCCUGGUGAGGAGUCAGGAUGCUGUGGCCUGUCUGGUCAGUGACUUCUUCCCCAAGGAACUCCAUGUAUCUCUGGCCUCUCCUAGGGCCUCAGUCUCAGCCCAGGCCCUCACUGUGGCUCCCACAGCCCAUGGCACCUACAGUGCCAUCCAGAUUGGCAGGGUUGGUGAGAAUGACUCAGUAACCUGCUCAGUGCAGCACCUUGGGAAAGAGACCCUUGUGUCCUACCAGCCAGACACUGGGAUCACCCCUCAGCUGGAACCAUCAUUCCAAGACAAGGAACUCACAGCAGGGGAACCAGGACCUGAGCAAGAGAACCAGGUGUUCCUCAAACUUCUGGGCUUGAGACUACUAUUGAUAAAGACCAUGGCUAUCAACACCCUGUUCACCACCAUGACCUUGAUCUUCUGAUCUUCCUCCCAUGAAGUUAUCCCAUUAAUCCAUGUCUACUUAUCAUUCCCUCAUACUUCAAUUGCCCUGUCCUCUCCAACCCCCAUGCAUAUUCAACCUCUUUUUUUUAUCAGCCUCCUCUCUGGAUCUCCCCCCCCACCCCUGCCCCGCCCAAAGACAUAAUCUCAUUCCUAUUCCCCUACGCUUUUUCUAGUCUCCUCUCUGCCUUUGUCUCUUUUGUUCCCUUGUUUCCUCUCUUGUCUAUAAUAUCCCUUCUGUGGGUAGAAAAGGGAAAUGAAGAGAAGGAAACAAGCUGCUUCUAGAUGAGUUUGGCCUGUGACUCCCUGAUCUUUACUUCUCCAGCUGCUUGGGAAACAAAGUUCUGGGAACCACUAUUUGGACUCUGUCAUGACCAUGUGAGCCCCAGAGUGAGCCCAGUGACUGCAGUUGCAUUCAUUCCUCCCUGACAUUCAGAAUAGCCAAUUCGGGCAGCUAGGUGGCGCAGUAGAUAGAGCACUGGCCUUGGA